CAGCUUCUAGCGGCUUGCGGCGCUGCUUCCGGAACGCCGUCUCAUGCGGCGCAUACAGCGUCUCGAGCUCUGUAACGCAGUCGUUAACGACCCCGAAGACGAGCGUUGAGUUGUUGGCGUCGGCCCAAAAUUCAGCAAUAGCCGCAGCGUGUUCUGGGCCGCUCCCACCGCCUCCCGCGUCCUUGGAAGACCCAGAGAGAAGCGACUGUACUGCUACCGCGAUGUUGCCUCCUGACGCGCCGUCCGCUCCCGGCGUGUGCUUAAGGAAGUCCAAUAGUGUGCGCAGACGCUUGCGCGGCGGCCGGUCGGACGCGAAGAACUUGGCCAGACGCUUGAGCUCCGCCGACGGCGCCUUGGCGUCCGCCACGCGCUUGGACGAGUCCAUUGCGGGCGCGGGCAAGAAAAAGUGAACUGAGUGCGGGCAAGGGGAAAACGACUAAGUUGCGCGAAGAGCGCGAUGCGCAACGUAACUUUUGGGAAGGAAUAUAAGGUGGACCACAUGAAUUAAGGAAGUUGUGGCAGUAGUGAUAUUGUGGUGGUUGUACAGUAAUCGGGCCAGAUUACAUUCUUACUAACAAGAACUAAAAAUGGCUUUGGGAAAAGCUCGAAACCACUGGCUUCGAGGUACGAGUUGUUUUGUCGGUCAUGCGUGGAGUCUGAACGAUGCCGCAUCGCAAAGUUUACGCGGCGACUGUGGACGCUGCAAAUCUCCAUGAGCACGAGCUGGAGGCCGCAACCGGAGACCCGCUCAUUCCACCUGAGCGCGGCGAUUUCCAACUUUCCAAGCGUUCUACCGUCAAGACCCGUUCCAGGUUAUCCAGUAAACAAUUCAUUCGAGCAUGUCGACGCUUCUACCGUCGCAUUUGCCGUCCUGUUAUUAAAUUAUACAAGAAACUACCGUGGACUACGCGAGAGACUCUACGCGUACUCAUCAGCCUGUAUGUCGCGCUCUACCUUUUCCUGACAAUACCGUUCCGGAUCGCGUUCUACUAUGAACCUUUAGAAACACAUGUAAGACACCAAUGGACCAAGGAGCUGAGCAUCUUUACGACACUAGACAUCGUCGCAGACGUCAUCGGGCUAUUAGAAUUCGUGAGCUUUUAUCAGAUCUGGAAGGACGCGUUCUCGCAGCUCUCAGCGUCCGUAAGCUUUGAACUCAACAAGAAAUUGACGCGAGAUGCGAAUCGAUUAAAAACACCGAAGAUUCUGACCCGCACAGCGUCUACCGGACUGCGGAGAGGGAAAGCCAAGUGGACGAUCGCGUCGAUCGGACCAUUGUCGUCGAUUCCUGGGGCUGGGAUGGAUGAUUCCAGUGCACAUCGUCGAUUCGUAUUGAUGCGGAAUAUCGAGUUAAUGAUGGAAGUUAUAGGAUUACUGCCCACGGAGGUAAUACCUUUGUCGUCGGGGGCAUACAACACGCUGCACUUGGCUCGGAUCACGAAACUCGGAAGGAUUUACCGCUUACGACAGUGCUUUGAGCGAUUCGCUAGCAUUUAUUCCGAUCGGUCUUGGGUUCAACAUCUCAGUUCAACCGGUAUCGACAGUCUGGUACGGAAUAUUGGGAUGUGUGCGGGUUUGUGUCACUACGUGGCCUGUGGAUAUAUGCUACUCGCACACGCACAAUGUGGUCUCUCAUUUGAGGCUUGCGACGAACAUGUGGAGACGAGUUGGGCCAUCCGAGAUCGACUUUCUGGGGCCACGGUAGCUCGCAAGUACGCCCGCACGCUGUACUGGGCAUCGCGGACGAUAGUUUUGCUUGGGUAUGACGAUGUGACCCCAGUGUCGGAUGGAGAGACGGUGUAUGCGUUGGCUGUGAUUCUUAUUGGAGCUCUCUUCGGAUCGUCACUUUUGGCCACGUUUCUCUUUAUUUUUCGCUUCCGGAAUGCACGGUACGCUGCGUUUGCGACCCACGUGGACAACGCUCGCGAGUAUAUGCGCUCUCAGAACAUCACACGGGCGGUACGACAUCAGGUUAUCGAGUACUUCAGCUACUGUUGGAGUACACACCACAGUCUUGACAGCGAGGAGGCACUUCAUUUGAUGCCCAAACACUUGCAAACGAAGGUUAUUUCCACUCUCAAGGCGAGUCGUGUCAAGCAGGUGUGCUUUUUAAUGAAGGAGAGCGUCGAAUUCAUCAAUUUACUCGCUCUCGCACUUGUACGACGCGUAUAUUCGCCCGCAGACCAGAUCACGGAACCUAAAUUCAACGCUCAGAUGUUUUUUGUGAUCCGCGGUACAAUUGUGCUCUCAGCAUUUAACGGUUCCAACGCUAAGGAGUGUCAGACUGGAGACUUUUUUGCAGAUAGCUGUCUACUUUUUCCUGAGAAAUUUGAAGAAAAAGCUGUGGCUAAGACGUUCUGCGAGCUCUAUGUGCUCGCCAAGGCGAAAUUUGACGAAGCUGUGACGCAUUUCCAUCGUGGGAGCGAGCCAGAAGUGCGAGAGCGAAUGACUGAGACGUGGAUCAAGUACUCUACACAGCUGCAGAAGACCAAGAAGCUGCUGGGAUUACGUGGUGGCCACGAGAACGGACGAAGGAACUCGCAUAGUGGGAGUACACACAGCGUUGUUAACAAUGACGUUACCAGUGAUAGAAAGCGUGGUGUAAGCUGGCAGCUACCAGGCUCGGUUUUCCGUGUAUAUUGGGAUACAGUUCGCAUGUUCGCGAUUGUGUACGUCGCGUUUGAAGUGCCCUUCUAUUCUGUGUUUAUCGCCAUGACGGAUGACCAAGGCAUGUUCGCUGAGGAGCCCGAGUUUGGCUUGCGUUACGCCCUUACGUUGAUGGCUGAAAUGUUUUUCGCGGCUGAUCUGGUGCUUCGCUCUCGAUAUUUCGCGUAUUUGGAUCACAGCGUGAUGCUGGAGGUCGUUCAACCGAGCAUGAUCUUUGCUGCGUAUCGAGCUAGCGGCUUUUAUCUCGAUCUUUUGGCAUGGCUACCUGUUGGAAUUGUGCUCGAUUCGUUACCUAUUGAUCCAAUUCGAGGACGUUUGUCGCUUCUCCGCUUACUUCGACUAGUACGGGUACGAGAACUUCCCGGUUUGUUGCGAAACAUUAGCGACUAUCACAGUAUCAGCUCGAAAACGCAUCUCGUUCUGUCACUGCUACUGGGUGUGACUCUGAUGCUUCAUAUCGUUGGAUGUGUGUGGUUCGAAAUGGCUUGGACUAUACAAAGAACGACACUUGAAGACUAUACUGAACACGAUAUGGCAGAUCUAUCACGCGCAGAUUGUCUGCAGUAUGCUACGCAGUUUCAGAAUUGCUCGUGGGUAAAAUACGACUGCUACGCCCACAUCGGUGCAGUGUUUCCUCUCCAAGACCCUUCUUCAAUGUACAAGUACCCGUUCGCUUACUUGCGCUCUGUUUACUGGGCCAUCGUGACCCUUACGGCUGUGGGGUAUGGAGAUAUCGUUGCAUACUCGACUGCAGAGAGCUACUUCGCUGCAUUCUGGAUAUUUGUGGGCGGUAUCAUUAACUUUGGCGUUGUCGGAGCCAUGUCAAGCACCAUUUCGAACGUCAUGGCAACAAGACAUCAUCACGUUGAGAAGCUGAACACGCUCAAUAGUAUUUUGGAACGCAUGGAUAUCUCUGAAAAGUUAAGUGGAGAGAUUCGACGCUUUUAUCACCACCAGUUCGUGGAGCACAAGCGUGCGUACGAGUCCCAAUUGUUGUCGCAUUUACCUGACCAGCUAUGCUAUCAGAUCUCCUCUCUUCUGCACUCUGAAGCUGUGAAAAGCAUCUCACUCUUUGACUCAGCUAGCGUGGAAUUUCUUCACGAAAUAACUGGAAAAUUCCGCCAUCGCAGCUUCCAGCACGGCGAGACUAUCUGCCUUGAAGGUGAUAUUUGUCGAGAGUUUUUUGUUUUCUUACACGAAAGUAAAGUCAACGUAUUUUAUCAUAUCCGGAAGGUGCCGAUACGUGCGCUGCACCAAGGGGAUUGCUAUGGUGUGAGUGAGUUUCUCCUGCGUAAAACAUACACAGCUACGCUCACUGCUGCCUCGCUCGUGAAUGCUUCUGUCAUGAGUCGCGAGCAAUUCGACGUUAUUCAGCGCAAAUUCGCUAGUGAUCUGAGUGACGUGAAGGAGGAGGCGCAGAUCUUGUGGCUGGAUCAGCAGAAAAGGAUGCGUCGAGUGGUAAAUAACCUCGAGAGACUGAAGUUACAGCCGCAUAUGAUGCAGACAACGACGCUCUUCUCCCAACACGAUACGAUGGUAACCAUGAACGGAAAGAACGGGAAAGCGAUCGUACGUGACGCUGACACGAGACGCACCACGUUUACGAGCGCUUGGAACGCAGUCAUCACGUGCUGGAAUAUCUACAAUGCCUUCUUCAUCAUAUUCCGGAUCUGUUUCCACUCACAUUUGCAUUUUUACGCUGGUACAAGUACCGUCGUGUGGGUGGCAGAUCUCGCGUGUGACUGGUGUUUCGCACUGGAUAUUUACUUACGGCUGUUCUACUUUGGAUGUCCUGAGGUGGGUUUUGAAAAUCUAUUUACCCGACAAGAAAAAGAUACGCAUUACCUCCACAGCUCGACGUUUAAAUGGGACUUGCUAGCGUCUUUACCGCUGUACGCUCCAGUUGCUAGUGGCUCCAUAACUGCCAGCCUGUGGCGACUGCCUCGACUCGUUCGUUGUGUGGAUCUCUUUGUGUAUUUGGACGACGUUAUCGUGCAGAUCCAGCAGCAUUUCGCGUCUCACAAUGUGUCUGCGUAUCUAAGUCCAGCAAAGCUGAUGAUCAUUCUUGUAUUGGCCGCUCACUUUGUCGGGUGUGUGUUUUUAUUGAUAUCUGAGCGCGAGUGUGAGCAUGUGGAGCAGUGUUGGAUGGAGCAUGACCAUUUACUACACGAGUAUCAUCACUCGGUGCCAAUACUUUACGCUAAAACUUUCUAUUGGGCGAUUACGACUUUGUUGCUUGUGGGGUCUAGAGAAAGUGUACCUCGUGAUACGGCGGGUACACUGUGGACAAGUAUCACGUGUCUGGUCUGCACAUUCAUCAUCGGCCACAUCGUGGGUGAAAUUUCAGAGCUUAUCUUGGAGCUGGGCAAGGAGACCAAGCACUACAAGAGUCGCAUUGCGAGUUUCGAGAGCUUUGCCAAGGAGCACAAUCUCCCCACUACAUUACGAGAGCGUGUCGGAUUCUUCUUUCGGCUGCAAUUUGAGCACACCGAAGGGCUUGACUUACACAGUACAGUGCACGAUUUAUCCGCCAAUCUUCGACUCAAGCUCAUGCUAGAAAUUUAUGGACGCUCUAUCUCGUUGUUACCAAUUAGUCGCUUCCUUACUCCGUCGCAGAUCAAUAAUUUGGCGUUGCGACUGCAGUCCGAGCUCUUCAUUCCAGGUGACAAUAUCCUAGUGGAAGGAACGUAUGGGAGUCGAUUAUGUACACUACGCAAAGGAGUGGCCGCUGUCUUCUGGACCAGCUCAGUGACUAGUGUAGCCAUCCUUAUGGAGGGAGCUUUGUUCGGUGAGGUCGCCUUCUUUCUCUCUGGUCAACGGAGACUGGCGACUGUGAAGGCGACGACGUCGUGUGAAGUUCUGUAUGUUACCAAACACGAUUGGAGAGAACUAUGGACGACCGACGGUGAUCUGUCGGAUACUCAAGUACAGAAGCACGCGUUGUAUUCCAUUCUCGACUGGGUUCAUGGUCGACUACUGCGCUACCAGAGAGCUAGUUUACGCACCGCCAAGAAGGCCAAACGCCUGCUAGCAACUCGUCAAACGCAGCAGGUUACGACUGAGAAUCGAGGAGCAAAAGCAAGACUUUCAGGCUCACCGUCUGUUAUCCCGUUGCUUACGAAGAAGGCUACUAGUCGGUUGUCUUUGUUCUCGGAGGUCCAACUACUUGAGAAGAAGACGCAGUAUAUUUUACUAAAGGCAGAUGCGCUAGCCAACAAAUUCCACCAAGCUUUGGCUGCUCUCCAUGCGCGGCGACGAAUCUCCUCGGCUGUAUCGAUCCGCAGCACACGUCUCAGUAUCUCGCGCAAGAACCGUGGUAACUCGAAUGAAAUGAAUCGCAGUACAGUGGGGGACGUCGUGGCUCCUAUUCACCAGACCAGCAAUACUAAAAAGGAUAUCCACGCUCUACAGUUCAUAGUCGACCUAAAUCCAGUCAACAAACUGGUGCGCGAUAGUUUACCUACCAGACAUGUGCGUCGUCUGGAGACAGAGAGCUGGACGAGCUUCAAAAUCCUGGCUGCAGUGCAACACACGGUCCGUAAAUUAAUGGACGAGCUUAUCCCACCUGAGACAGCGUCCAUGCGUGUGACCAUAGCGCCGAAUGCACAUGGUGAGCAUCGAUCGCACUCCAGAAUGUAUCAUGCAAGAAGGUUAACCAGACGCCAGUCAUCCUGUUCACCCGAUAAACCAAACAACCGUCGACCCAACGGAGCUCACUUCGGCGCAACUAGGAUCUCCAUGGUUGCCCAGACCAUUGGCUUAGGUGGUAAUGAUCCCAAACGUCGAUUCUCUACAGUUGCAACUCAAGACCAACAACUCGCUGGAGCUCCAGUAAUGACCACAAACGUCAAAAUGGUUCGUAGUCGUUCAUUGCCGCUGUUUGGGGGCAAAUACUUCGAAGAAUUGCACAAGGAAGGCGACAGGAACAUGAAAAGUCAUGACGGAUAUACCAGCCGAGCGACCAUAGACUUUGAGAUCAUCCAGCGUUGUCAGCGUCCUCAGUACACGGCUCAACUUCAAUGGUAUCAUCGGUACAGACGCUGGAAAAAUCGUAACCACGACGCGCGUAAACAGUCAGUACCGCGACGUAUUAACGACGCUAGAUGGUUGAGUUCUUCACUUCGGAGCACGUUGCAGUUACUAGAUCUAAAUCGCCGGACUAGCAAUGGGCAGCGUCCUUCAUUGAUAGGAAAAUUCCAGCUGCCCAGUGAUCAAAGUGAGACCAUCGAUCCCCGAUCUAGAGAAGUUAUCAAGCGAAUUAAAGAGCUGGGCAGACUCUGGGACAUCGGAAUGCUCAUGAUAGCGAUUUAUCACUCGAUCGUCACCCCUUUCAAGCUCUGUUUCGCGUCAGAUCUUACUGAAUUUUCUGGAUCUUCACUGAGAUUAUGGUCAGGGUUUGAAGUCUUCUUGGACAUCCUGUGCGUCUUCGAUGUUGGAUACAAGAUUCGCUAUGCUUCACUCACAGUCCACAGUGUCGGUACCAGUUUGGCGAAUACACACCAAGGUGGCUGGAGACGAAUAUUCACGUCCAAUCCAGCUCUUCGCUCUGAUAUUUUAGCCAUGUUACCGCUUGAAUUACUAUUAUGCGCAACUGAUAUACGGAUACCGGUAAGCAGCGAACACGCCACUGCGUCUUGGUGGACGACUCGAUGGUUACUACGGAUGAACCGGUUACUCCUUGCGCACAGGAUCGAGUCGUUAUCAGAGCAGUUUUUCCAGUAUAUGAUCUAUGAUCGCAAGAUUCCAGUGGAUGAGGCUUUCCUGUAUUUCCUGAAAGGGUUGGCUUCGUACGUCACCAUGGGUCAUCUCUUAGCGUGCAUCUGGUUUAUCACCAGUGAACUUGGGUUCCACCACUACGGAACAUCGUGGUUAUCCACCUCUGGCAUGUUAACGUUCAUUUCCGACGGGUCCACGGAAGUUGAACAUACUGCACGAAUGCUUAGUGAGAGUGUCACUACGUUUUACUUAGAGAGCGUGUCACUGACACGCAAGUAUCUUCGCUCCCUGCUGUUCUCGAUGGAGUGCAUCUCAACGCUGUUUUACGGUGAUAUUUUGUCCAUGAAUCCGUUGGAAUUAGUAGCAGAGAUUGCAAUCACGUUGUGGAGUAUAUACAUUUACGGUGCACUAGUUGGAGCUCAGGGUGAGCUACUGGAUGCACAAGCACGUCGUGAGGCUGCAUUCGAGCAGAGUUUGGGCGAGUUGCAGCACUAUUUGGUGGAGAACGAGGUGCCCAAGAAGCUUAAACGGCAGAUCAAGUCGUACUACGCACGAGUGUGGCGUCGUCGUAAAGGCGAAAAGGAGUUCGCUGCUGUGGCUCACGUUUCCCACACUUUACACGAAGACGUCGUGUUAGCAACUCUCCGUGGGUUUGCAGCGCGGGUCGCUGCGUUUCGCUCGUUGGAUGAGCAUUUCUUACGCGGAUUAUUGGUGUGUCUGCAGUACGUGGUUUGCUCCGAAGGCGAAGAAGUAGCCAUGAAAGGCGACGUUGACCGCAGCAUGUAUUUCAUCGCCCAAGGUCGAGUCCUGGUCAAGCUUGACUCCGGCGAGUCUAUCCGUGAACGUGGCGAGUUUUUCGGCGAAUUGGCGUUGCUUUACGGUGUUUCACGUCUCGAAACAUGCGUGGCUCUUGCUCUAACCGAACUCUAUCGACUGGAUCAUCAGCCGUAUGAGCAUUUGUUACAAGACUUUCCGCAGUAUCGUGAACGAAACAAACUCGCGUGGACGAGUCCAAAUACUGCGGCUCCUGACCGUGCCAUGCUUGAAGCACUGAUGAUCAACUUCCAGAGAGAUGGAGAUUCAAUACAGACACCUAUAGCUGUACCUGCUGUGAAAUUGGAUGACGUGGUGGCUAACGCUGAGCGGAUUAAUGCGGAUCUACCGUAUUCAUACAUCUACAAGUUCAUCAUGGAACUCCUGGCUCAGUUGCAGAGAGUUGAUCCAUUGGAAGCCAGAGAUCUCGUACUCCAGGGACGCGCAGGCGCUCGUAAACAACUUAAAGCGUUGCUGGGUUUGGCCACGUCUCGAGAAGAGAUUGCGAGGAAUGAGAUACCUGUACCUGAAGUACCAGAAGUAUCUGCACCUCCACCCCUCGGUGUCGAAAUGGUUAGCACAUUCCAGCCUCAAUGCAAAAAGGAACCGAAGGACCAACUCAAUGAUAAAUCUGUGGAUGGAUUUGCGACGAAGAGAAGGGGUACAGCCCUCGUGAACGAAGCGCUGCUUGUCCAGGAAUACCCGUGAGAGGUUUUCCAGCUCACGAGAUAUUGGUGAAUCUCUACUCAAAGUACAUAAAAGAAGGAGAACUAUUCCAACCGCAAAAGUGAAGUUUUCUUUUUCUUGGGUUUGAAUUGAGUAGCCACGCAGAACGCUGCUGGGCCCUUGCUGCAAAUUCAAAUAUCAAUGUAAGGAUACUUGCGUCUAUAUACUGGAGAGACGACUGCGGAGAAUGGCAGUCAUUCACGACACUAAUCAUCACUGCCUUCGAGGCUGAUGGGAAUUCGUCCUUUGCAACGGAUAGAAAUUCGCCAAUGUGUCCGCUGAUAGCGUUCAUCAAACCUCGAGCUAGCGGGUUUAAACGUUCGAGCUGACCGACGGAUAUCUCCAGCUCACUCAGUUCUCGUGUUGAUCGUAGCGUCUUAUCGACCAAAAGCCGCAAACAGGUGUCAAGGCUGUCAGCAUCGUCAGCUUCGUACAUUUCCAACGUCUUCAGGCCCCAUCGACGUAAUAGUUCGUUGUGUUUGGACACGAAAAUAGUGACAUUCUGCAGGUGGAGCUCUUCCAAGAGGGACACAAGGCGCAAGCUCACUUAAAUCGACUUUAACACGUUGAUUCCCCACACCGAGCCAGCCUUCUUGAAUACUCAGUGUCAAUGAACGAACAUCACCACCAAUAAGUUUUAGCAAAGCAUCGAGUACAUCGCCACUUUCUACUUGAGACAAAUCUAGUUCCAGCGAUCCAAGAUUUGGGAUGUGAGCGACUACCUCAUCGCUUAAAUCUGCCGUGGCAUCCGGUACAAACUUGCUCCGAUUAUCUGCUUUUGUCGUGCAAAUCCCAAAACCAGGAAGAAUAAAAUCCACGUUUUUCGUUGCGUUAUUAUAGCGCGCACGGCAACGACAUUCGUGCGUUAACAUCAAGCCCAUGCUAUCGUUCUCCAUCCAAGCACGAGGUUUUACCUCGACUCCUUCCGGAAUGGUAAUUAAUCCGUACUCAACGUUUCUCAUCAAGUCUGGUUCCGGAUAGUUUUGCUGGAAUGCAGCCUUGAAGAUCGACAAACCACUCCGUGAUAGUCCAAUGCCCCCAAUUGCCAGCUCUCGAACUGAACAACCGGACCCCUUACUCCAAAGUGCAUAGGCUAACCACGACCAACACUCAUCUUGCACAACCUGCAGGUUUGCUUGUUCAUCGACAUCCACCCACAAAGCCAGUCUACCAAACGAAGCGCCACUGGCGAGAGCAGCGCAAACCCCUGUAAACGUAUGAAACGAGCUGUCAAAGGCCAGACACAGCUUUCUAACAUGCCCUUGACGUUCAAUCAACGGAAUCUCGAUAUCUGUGCCGAUUGACGCACAUAAAGAACGACCACAAAUCAGUGUAGAGACGACAAAUCCAAUGUUCGUCAAUGCUAGCGGCUCUGUAUUUUGAUCCGAGUCCAGAACAUCAGCAAAAUUCAAGUAAAGAAAAGUCAAAUCAGCUCGACUCAGUACCACUGCGACUUCGAGGACGUCAGGGCUAGAAAAUUCGGUUCUGUCCAUAUAAGCACUAUGGAUCUCCAGCUCCAAUUCGGUAGUCGACAUCCGAGGUUUGCUCCAAAGUUUCAUCAGUACCAGCAGCAUCCAGUUAGUUGAGCAGCUGGAGGAGCUUCAAAGCGAAAUAAUGUGCCGAGGUGACGGGAGAAUUGCUGUGGACUGGCAGCUGGCUUGAUCUCGUCCGUGUUAUCUGCAGUAGUUUGCUCUCCACCCAUAGUUAUUAUACCAUAUCUGCCAGUCCAGUUAACAUCGUCCCGAAUCCAUCGCCCACCUUCUAAAUUCUGUAACCCCAUUGUCUCUAAUUUCUCCAUGGCUUGUCGAAACUCAAGCGAGGUUUCAAAUGGGUCGCGUGAACACAUGAAAAUAGCUCCCCAAGUUACAUCAGCUUCUGCUGGUAAAGUACCCACGAGACUGCACUUCCAAGUGGGGUACACGGUCGAGUGGGUACAUCGAUCGCCGAAAAGCAUGGGAUCCGGCGACAGCAGGUCAUCCAUGAGCUCUACGAAGGCACUAUUCUUGACAGCGGCGAGCAUAUUGAGCAGUUCCAUUCCCUGUCGCACUCGGUCCCCAUUUUCAAAGUUCGUCGAGAGUCUGACAUGCACUUUUCGGUAAGGCGCCACCUGGUGCGACUCGUCCCCCGAAGACAACCAGCUGCUGGUUGUCUUUCAGUGGUCUGCACACGCACGCUGAGAUCAUCAAAUGUGCGGAAUCCAUGGGCAGGAGGCUUCACUACGGCAUGAAGCGCGUCCAGCCACGGUUGCAGGAACGCCAACUCACCCAUAGCUUUGAGGCAAACUGGGUUGAUGAUAAGAUUAGGAUUUGUCCGAUUAAUUAAUCGAGCGGCA
Molecule: messenger RNA, 11254 nt
Organism: Phytophthora nicotianae INRA-310
Lineage: Eukaryota; Oomycota; Peronosporomycetes; Peronosporales; Peronosporaceae
Exons: 1
Coding region: 664-8904 (2746 amino acids)
Biological process (GO): transmembrane transport; monoatomic ion transport
Cellular component (GO): membrane
Molecular function (GO): monoatomic ion channel activity; protein-containing complex binding
Source: RefSeq, a predicted model, not a curated record